AUGGCCCCUGGACAAGGAGUAGAAAUUCCUAGAGUAGAUCCACGGGGUAAGGCACCAGCCACUACAGGAUAUGACCCACACCACCCUCAUAACAACUUGAAUGGAUACAUAACAAGGGAGUCACUUUCUGAUCAUGCCGAAAGCAAUGAUACCGAAGAAUCAGUCGCAGACAACUUUAACAACAGGAAGACUGCUGGGAAUGCAAAUAUCGUUGGACCAUCACGAGUUCCUUCCGGGCAGGGUGCUGAUGGAUAUGCACGUGGGCUUUACGCGCUACGAGACGAAUAG
Messenger RNA from Miscanthus lutarioriparius, 288 nucleotides. The record is from the annotation of a GenBank genome assembly. NCBI's taxonomy places the organism in Eukaryota, Viridiplantae, Streptophyta, Magnoliopsida, Poales, Poaceae.